This is a messenger RNA of Boeremia exigua, 678 nucleotides long. RefSeq lists its product as uncharacterized. The transcript has a single exon. Lineage: Eukaryota; Fungi; Ascomycota; Dothideomycetes; Pleosporales; Didymellaceae. The coding region runs from base 1 to 678 and encodes 225 amino acids. The record is from RefSeq and is a predicted model, not a curated record.
AUGGCGUACCGCGACACCGCAAACGCUAUCCGCAUGGCCCUCGCCCUCGAAACAGCCCAGCACUUCUCCCUCGCCGCCCUAUUCACCAAGCUCUGCCAGCGCACCUGCGACCGCCCCCACUGCACCAACCCCGCGCCCUACCUCGACGUCUUCACCCUCGCCCGCCUCUGCGUGCCCUGCGGCAACAGCCCCGACCCCGCGCACGUCCCCCAGCACGCCUGGAUGGUCGCGUACAUGUACGGCCUCUCGCCCGCGCAGGUCGCACGCCUGCCCAGCUUCCGCAGCAUCCCCGGCCGCUACACGACAGCCCGCUACCCGGACCUCGAGAGCAAGCGCGUGCGCAUGUACGACUGCGGCGCUGCAGCGGAGCUGGCGCAGCUGCUGUCCGUGAUGGCGGGCGAGGAGCCGCGCGUCGUGCCGCCGCCGGUGAUUAACAGUGAGCACAGGCGGUUGACGCUCGUGCUUGCGCCGUUUCUGAGCGCGGAGAGCUGUGUGGGCGAGACGGUGGUGCGGUGUGGGUUUUGUCGCGCGGAUGAUGGCGAUGUCGAUGAGCGGGUUGUGAGGCAUCAGAGGGAGAACUGGGGGGCGGAUUCGUCGGGGCCGUUUCCGUGGGCGGUGUAUCUUUGCAGGGGGGAGUAUCGCAGGCAUUUGAGGGAGGUGCAUGGCGUUGACUGUUAG